Messenger RNA from Anneissia japonica, 1563 nucleotides. RefSeq names its product BTB/POZ domain-containing protein KCTD6-like. The record is from RefSeq and is a predicted model, not a curated record. The coding region runs from base 302 to 949 and encodes 215 amino acids. NCBI's taxonomy places the organism in Eukaryota, Metazoa, Echinodermata, Crinoidea, Comatulida, Comatulidae. Gene Ontology annotation, molecular function: protein binding. The transcript has a single exon. Gene Ontology annotation, biological process: protein homooligomerization.
UAACCCGGUGAUUAAACAAUUCUCUGAUUGGCCAAAGAACAAUCUUAACUUUUAGUACAGAGAUAAUCACUCACAGAGAUAAAAUAUCACUCAAUAGUAACAGACUUAAACAUAUCUGAGCAUGAAAUCCAUAAGGCCUGGUGUCGAUGCAUCAAAAAGGGUUCUUAAUUUACCCAAUAUUUACUGAUUCUUGAGUUUUCUAACGCGUGAUUCUGUGACCAUUUGAGCUUAAGUCGGGCUUUAAGUUCAUCGCUGCUUGGUAAAUUACUGUACAUUUUCAUCUAGUACGGGAUUCAAUAUUAUGGCUUUGCCUGCAGUUGAAGUUGCUGACGAGGUAUUGAACCUGAAUGUCGGGGGAUGCAUCUAUACAACAAGUCGCUCAACGUUAGCACGUUAUCCGGAUUCAAUGCUAGGGUCAAUGUUCAGCGGUCGUUUGCCAUCUGCCGUCGAUGAUUGCCAUCGCUACAUCAUUGACGGAGACGGUCCAACAUUCCGACACAUUCUGAAUUUCCUCCGUCGAUCAAAGCUUAUUCUUCCUGACGGUUUCAAAGAGUGGGAUAUUCUAUCGGCUGAGGCCGACUACUACCAAUUACAAGAACUCAUUCAACUUAUCGACGAAAAACGUAUUCUACGGCCUGGUGGGCCUACCUACGAAUUUGUGGAGGUAGAAUUUCAUUUCAGAGAUUCUCAACGCCCACUGCGGAUUUAUGGCAAACCAGAAAUAAUACAUCAAAUCCUAACAUUCACAGGUGAAGAAUUUCAAAAUCAGCAGCUUUUUGAUGUGAUUUGCAGGGAAGAAUUAUACACUGGACAUAAAAUAAGACCGAAUAUAAGUAGAGUGAGGUUGUUCCGAGAAAUAACCAAGUUUGGCUUUACGUUAAUAUCUACGUCCUCACUCGCACAUGCACACAAGUGGACAUUUUCACGAAAAGAGGUUGCCGACGACUGAAUAUUUAAUAUUCUGUUUUUAAGUGAUAUUUUUACUGGCUAUAGUUUUUCUAUCCUUAUUAAAUGUUAAGUAUAGUGUGCGCCCAUAUUGAUCAUUGCGAAAAUGCAGUGUAAAAUAAGAAUGUAGGCCUAUUACCGGCUAAGUAGUGCAUUUAAUAAACAAUUAAUUGAUUGGUUGGGUUAUGAUUAUGACAAAGAUUUUGGAACAAUAUUAUUUUAUUUUAGUUUAGUAUGUUGAUGUUGCUAAAACAUAUAUAUUUAAUCAAACAUAUUGAGUGUAAUCGAAUUGACAGUAAAAGGCAAAAAUAACUUUUCUCUAGAAAAUAUUUUAGAAUUGGGAUUUUCUUAAGGAUCUGUGGACAGACCAGAAAAUUGAAAAUCAUCUUUGUCACGUUAUAUUUUGUAGCAGUACACCACUAAUUGAAACCACGGGGAUUUGUGAGUGAUCCUUCUCGUAUCAGAUCAGCAUGGAAAACCUUCAUUGGUGGUUUUUCGUUCGUAUACUAGAGCGUGAAUUUCACAGGUGGAGUAGCAAAACCAGGGGACAACGAUUUGUCGGUGGGUUCUGCAAUAGGUGAAAUAUAUUCAAUGCAAGAAAGAAAUAUUCGAAAUUAU